Messenger RNA from Globicephala melas (long-finned pilot whale), 5946 nucleotides. RefSeq names its product SEC14 like lipid binding 5 (gene SEC14L5). Lineage: Eukaryota; Metazoa; Chordata; Mammalia; Artiodactyla; Delphinidae. Gene Ontology annotation, cellular component: cytoplasm. The record is from RefSeq and is a predicted model, not a curated record.
CGGGGCCAGGCCGGGACCUCCGCUGUCCCGGGUCCUGGAGCGCUCCCCCCUCCCGCAGGCCCCUCCCUGACCGGCCCGGACGCAGGGUGUGCUGGUCAGGACGCCCCACUCUCGGCGAUCGCCGGCCCGGACUGCGGGGUCCAGCGAUCGCGGUUGCGCCCCGCCCCAGGUGCUGCGCUCUGGGACAGGCGGCCGCGGGGGAUCCGGGCGGGCUCAGCUCCGUGCUGCCGCGGGGCUGCGUCUCGGAGACUCCGAGGGCUAGGGCUCUGUGCCCAUUCCUGCCUGGCUGGCUUCCGCUGGUGGUCCUGCGAGAACAUGGUGCAGAAGUACCAGUCUCCUGUCUGCGUCUACAAGUACCCAUUUGAGUUGGUCAUGGCGGCCUAUGAGAAGCGCUUCCCCACCUGCCCGCAGAUCCCGGUCUUCCUGGGCAGCGAGGUCCUACGCGAGUCCCGCAGCGCUGAUGGGGCGGUGCACUUGGUGGAGCGGAGCUGCCGCCUGCGGGUGGAAGCCCCGCGGCUGUUGCGGAAGAUUGCAGGCGUCGAGCACGUGGUCUUCGUGCAAAGAAACAUCUUGAACUGGAAGGAGAGGACUCUCCUCAUCGAAGCGCACAACGAGACCUUCGCCAGCCGCGUGGUGGUCAAGGAGAACUGCAGCUACACGGUCCACCCUGAGAAUGAAGACUGGACAUGCUUUGAGCAGUCUGCCUCGCUCGACAUCCGGUCCUUCUUUGGCUUUGAAAGUGCCUUGGAGAAGAUCGCCAUGAAGCAGUACACAGCCAACGUCAAGAGGGGGAAGGAGGUGAUCGAACAUUACCUGAACGAGCUCAUCUCCCAGGGCACCUCUCACAUUCCCCGGUGGACACCUGCCCCGGUCCCAGAGGAGGACACCCACUCCCAGGCUGGGCUGAGGGAUCCUGGCUCCCUGGAGGUCUGCGGGCCUGGUAGUGCCCAGGGCCCUGCUCCCGAGAUGGUCAGUACUGAUGGGGACAAGCUGGAUGCAGACUACAUUGAGAGGUGCCUGGGCCAUCUCACACCCAUGCAGGAGAGCUGCCUGAUCCAGCUGCGGCAUUGGUUGCAGGAGACCCACAAAGGCAAGAUCCCCAAAGACGAGCACAUCCUUAGGUUCCUGCGGGCUCGAGACUUCCACCUGGACAGGGCCCGUGAGAUGCUGUGCCAGUCCUUGAGCUGGCGAAAGCAGCACCAGGUGGACCUCCUCCUUCAGACCUGGCGACCCCCUGCCCUCCUGGAGGAGUUCUAUGCAGGGGGCUGGCACUACCAGGACAUAGAUGGCCGCCCCCUGUACAUCUUGCGUCUGGGCCACAUGGACACCAAGGGCUUGAUGAAGGCCGUGGGGGAGGAGGUGCUGCUGCAGCAUGUUCUUUGCGUCAAUGAGGAAGGACAGAAGCGGUGUGAAGGGAACACAAAACAGUUUGGCCGUCCCAUCAGCUCCUGGACCUGCCUGGUGGACCUGGAGGGUCUCAGCCUGCGGCACCUGUGGCGGCCAGGGAUAAAGGCCUUGCUGCACAUGAUCGAGGUGGUGGAGGACAAUUAUCCUGAGACCCUGGGCCGGCUGCUCAUCGUGCGAGCCCCCCGCAUCUUCCCUGUGCUCUGGACGCUGAUCAGCCCCUUCAUCAAUGAGAACACCAGGCAGAAGUUCCUCAUCUACAGUGGCAGCAAUUAUCAGGGUCCCGGAGGCCUUGUCGACUACCUGGACAAAGAAGUGAUCCCCGACUUCCUCGGGGGAGAGUGCCUGUGUAACGUCCCUGAAGGAGGGCUGGUCCCCAAGUCCCUCUACCUGACGGAAGAGGACCAGGAGCACAAAGACCAGCUGCAGCAGUGGAGAGAGACCUACCAGUCGGCCAGCGUGCUCCGCGGGGCCCCCCAUGAGGUCGCAGUGGAGAUUCUGGAGAGGGAGUCAGUCAUCACCUGGGACUUUGACAUCCUGCAAGGGGACGUGAUGUUCAGUCUGUACCACACCAAGCAGGCUCCCAAGCCGGGCCCCCGGGAGCCUGGUGCCAGGGCUGGCGGGCAGCUGACAGACAAAGGCUGGGCCCUGGGUGCAGAUUACAGCCGUGUGGAGGCCCCCCUCAUCUGCCGGGAAGGGGAGAGCAUCCAGGGCUCCCACGUGACCCAGUGGCCUGGCGUCUACCUGCUCCAGUGGCAAAUGCACAGUGCCCCUGGCCACAUGGCCUGCAGCCUCCCGGGCGUGGAGGAUGUCCUGAUGGCCCUGCACAGCCCUGGCCCCAGGUGCAAACUCCUCUACUACUACGAGGUGCUGGCGUCUGAGGACUUCAGGGGCUCCAUGUCCAGCCUGGAAUCCUGCACCAGCCGCUUCUCCCAGCUCAGCGCCACCACCUCCUCCUCCGGCCAGUCCCACAGCAGCUCCCUGGUCUCCAGAUAGUCAGGACCGAGCCCUGCGGGGCAGCCUGCUCGCCUCCCACAUCCACAAGUAUCCACGAGGCCUGGGACCAUGUGGGCUGCAGCCCUGGAUCUGAACAUAGCCAAAGUCGGGCUGGCUGGAGCCCUGUGGGCUCUUGAAGUGGUGAGAACAGAAUCAUCUCCGAUGGGGCUUCGCGUACGAAAAGCCAAGGGGUGGGCUAACCACGUUCAGGUCUGGGGGCUCAGGGAUGUCAUCAGGCUCAGUGCCCCCCUGCACCCCGCCACCUCUGGCUCUGCUUCCCUGGGGUGGCCUCCCUCUCAGGGGCCUCCUAAGACUAUUGGGGUUCCCCCCAUAAGAAGCAGGAAUGUUGGGUGUUCGCCAUAGCAUCUAAACCCGUAGCGAUGCCCUGGGUCCCAGGAUAUGCUGGUGAGCAGUCAUUUGAGUUACAGGCCCCACUCUGUGGGGGAGCCGCCUACCCUGGACUUGAAGUUCAUUUUCCCAGCACAUGACUGGGCAGGCCUAACCCUGACCACCCCUGACUUGAAGAGGGUGGGAAGGCCCAGGUUUUCUGCUGAGUUCCAGGCAGUGAUAAAGCGGCUCUGGCUAUCUUUAUACACUCUGGAGGUCCCUUUCUCUCCUGGGAAUCUGUUUAAUUGAAAUUUUUUGGUUGUAAGUCACCUCCCAGUGGCUUAAACAAAAAAGGGUGACCAAUCAUGUGUGCAUGUAACUGGCCAGUGUAGGAGGACUUGCUUCAGGUAAGGCUGGAUCCAGGCUCUCAAUGUGUCAUCAGGACUCCCCUGUGGGGUGGGGGCUAUGACUUUGUGGAAGCUGCCCUGGGGCAAAUCUGACCCCCAGAACCAGCUCCAAUAUUGAAAGACCUUCCCCGAGUUCCUGCAUGGGAGGGGUGUGGGUCUCCUUGGGGUCUGAGGACAUUUUUCCUUUCAUUUCCUGGGCCUGCAAAAAGGCAACAGGUCAGAGGUCACCACUGGCAGCCUGCAGUCUGAUCUGGCCUGCUUUUAAUUUUUUUGUUUUUUUGCGGUACGCGGGCCUCUCACUGUUGUGGCCUCUCCCGUUGCGGAGCACAGGCUCCGGACGUGCAGGCUCAGCAGCCAUGGCUCACGGGCCUAGCCGUUCCACGGCAUGUGGGAUCUUCCCGGACCGGGGCACGAACCCGAGUCCUCUGCAUCGGCAGGCGGACUCUCAACCACUAGCGCCACCAGGGAAGCCCCCGGCCUGCUUUUAGUGUUUUUGUUUUUUGCCUAAACAAAAGGUUUAAAAAUUGGGGCAUUUCACACAGAAAUCAGGAUUUACAGCUUCACUUAAGCAUAUAGGAGUGUUGGCCAAACAGAGCCACUAUUGCUGUGUAAAGACAACACAGCUGCGCCCCUGGAUGGGGCCACCCCAGUCCCCACCCCUCUCUAUCAACCCACCGCUAGCCCACAUCACUCACUUGCAUUAUCUGCCUGGGAGGGACUUCACUGAAGUAGCUCCACAGUCUGGGGCGAGAGACUCAGCGUUACUCUCAUCUCACAGCUUUGCUUACAGUUGGGGUUGUCUCUGGCCGACACCCAGAGUCGCUGGGCCUUGCCCAAGGGGUGGGUUCACAACCAAGGGGAUGUCACCUCCAUGCAAGCUCGACAUGACGGGGCAAGGACCUACUUCCAUGCCACCCUCAACCCCAUACCUGGAGUAGAGGGAAGGAGCCGUCCUCAGAGACCCCCUUCUCCCUGCAGAGAGGGAGCCUUGCCCACCUUUAAGGUUUUCAGUUCACUUCUCAGAUAUAGGAACAAAAUCCCAAACUCUGUAUCCUGCAUUAAGGUGUAUGUGUACAUGCAUGAGGGAGAGAGAGAGGGAGGAAGAUUGGAGACAUUCUUAAAACUAAUUGCUCCCAUGUCACCAGGCGUUUAUCGCUGGGAGCAAUCUGCAAUAUUUUCAACUAUCUUUAGGUGAAUUUCUAGCUUGUCUCUACAAACUAGAAGCAUUUUGGGGUAAGCUGCCCUGGCACUCCCCGCACACUUAGUGUCUAGGACUAGCCCCCAGUGAAGGAUGGAGAAGCCUUUCCUUCACUUGAGUUUAUAAGUAGCUUUUGACAAGUGGAACCUGGAUCUGCUGAUUCCAGAGAGGAAGGUCGGCUAUCAGCUGUGCAGACUUAGCAGCAGCAGCGAUAAGGAGCCUCAGCCCUCUCUUUUUGAGAGCUUGCUCUCCUCCCCACCUCGGGAGAGCCCCAGCUUCAACAGGUUUAAGCAACAAAGGGAAUUCCCUGGCUCCUGUAACUGGGAUGGCCGAGGGUGGUGCUUGCUUGCUUCAGGUACGACUGCAUGCAGGAGCCCAGUGUCCUCAGGCUCAUGUGCUGAUCCUUAGCCUCACCCAGGCCUCUUGUUUCUGCAUCACUUUGCAUGCUGGCCUGUCCUCUUGUCCACCUUCAGGGGAAGGUGGCUGCCAGCAGCCCCUAGCCUACAACCACAGGGCUCUCAAUCUCUAAGCCAGAAAGAGACUCUUUCCAUCUCAAAUCCCAGAGAAGGCUCUGACUGGCCCUGGGCAAGUCACGUACUCACUCUUGUGGACAUACUGGCCAAGAGGCUGGGGGUCCUGUGACCGACAUUCCCUCCAGAAGCAAGAGUGGAGUAGGGGAGGGCCAGUCACCCAAUGGACAAAGGGAGCUGGGCCACAGGAGCAGCAGGUGGCCACAGUGGCAUCUGCUAUUGUUCUUCUGUGCUGGAGGUCCCUGGGGCCCAUGUUGGAGCAUCAUCAGUCAGUAGCCAUUCUUCUUACCUUUGGGAGGCUUGGGGUUAAAAAUCCCAGGAAGCGCUGCCAAACUCUUGGCUUCUGAAUUCCCCAGACCCCAGGGCUGGAAGCUCCUUGCCUUGGUUUCUUCUUCCAUCUUGUUCAUUAACCUAUUGUGGCCAGGACAGAAAUGGCCCAUUAGCAAUAGGACCUGCCCAGGCACUGGGUUUAGGAGCCUGGGUCAUAAAAUCUCGACAAAGUGGGGUUCAAGCCGCAGCCAUCCUUUCACUAGCUGUGUGACCUCCAGCAGGUGACCUAACCUCUCUUUGCCUAAAUAUCCUCAUCUGUAAACUAGGGAUAGCAGAGCCUACCUCAUUCACUGGGUUGUAGUGGGAUGAAACAAGAGUGGCUGUGAAGUCCUCAGCCUGGCACAUGGAAAGCUCUUGAUAAAAGUCAGUGGUUAUUCUGAUUAUUUAAUGCUUCUCAUCCAAAGACUCCAGACUUCCUGUGAGGACAUCCGUCACUGUUUUACACACUGUGCAUCUGGAGAAAAGUGGGAGAUUGGGAUACUAGUUACCUCUGACUUUCCCUUUUUAGAAACUGCUUGUGUUCUCUGGGCACAUCCACUCAUCUGUAAGAGCAUCAUUCCAAGUGGUGUUUCCCUCAACAAGCUACAGAAUGUUCUCCCCACGGGUUGAGACUUUUUUUCCUACCCUGCAUCUGGAAUUUCUCCCCCUGUAAAAUGAACUGAUCACACAGUCUGUUUCAGCCAGGAAAACACGAUGUUUCUUGUUCACCGGAUCGUUUGCUCCAACCAGAAGCAUUAAACGUUUUAGAUUUGGA